ACUGGAAUAUUUUGUCUGGCGGACAACAUUACUGCACGCGAGACAAACCGGAAUUUUUUUGUAGAAACACAAAAUUUUCAUUUGCAAACCACAAAAUUUUCAUUUCAUUGCAAGUUCGCAAUGACGGGCAGUGAAAAUGAGAAAUCUCCAACCGAACAAGACAAACCUAAACAUUUGUGGAUGGUGAAGCCCUGCGAGCACUACAAAGAUGAGUACAGCGACUGUCGCAGUUUUAAAGCGCGUUUUCACCAAUAUUUCGUCGCUGGAGAAAUGACUGAUUGUUCCGGAUGGAAAAGUGAUUUGGACAAUUGCUAUAAAUGGGAAGGGAAACAAGAUCUGGAAGCCGCGAAUAAUAUAAUUGAAAGUGAGAAAGGACGGGUUCGACAACGCCUUCAGGGACAUUACAACAAUGACAUUUGGCAGCCAAGAAAGGUCCCAUUGUCCGAAGCAGAAUGGAAACCACCACUCCCCCCGUCCAUCGAAAAAGGCUAUGAGGCCUCAUUCCUACAAUUAAAGGCGGAUGGAAUUAAAUCUGGCGAGGAAACUUUGGGCGACGUCGAUGAAAAUAUUAGAACCGGGGCGGGUGGAAUGUUAGAUUCAGAACAGUCAUCUUAUUGUUGUAUAGUUUGAUAACUAAUAAUUUAUAAUAAGCUCAAAUUUGUAAAAGUAGGGUAUAGAUUGAUACAGAUUACCGAGUGCAAAGUAGAAUUUCUAGUCGAUAUUACGUAGGCACAUAAUAUUUGGCAUGAUAUAAAGUAGUCGUGGCGUGUUGAAUAGUGAAAUGGAGGGUAAUUUGUCAAUCCUGUUGACACUACUUACGUCUACAUUAGAACGCAAAUUGUAUUGUUAUUUCACAUUUUUCAACAACUAAAUAGUAAAUAUGCGAACGUUAGAAUUCUUGCAAAUUACAAGUUGUAAUAGUAAAGGGAAACCAGUUUUCGGGACUAUAUAACACACAACAAGGACGGCAUAUUAUAUCCGCUCUAGAUAAUUGCAAGUUUCCCUUAAAGUGUUGCUGUUUUGAUUUUUGUAACAAACUCGUUGCAAUUUCACUUUCACUCUUUGAAAUCUUUCAAGUUCGUGACAUUGAGAAGAAUGAAUUAAAAAAGAUUGUAUGCAUUUCAACUUUUGCUUUUGGUGUGACCACAUCGUCAUCCUGUAUAAUAUUUACAUGCAAUUAAAUCGAUAUUAUUACCAAG
Folsomia candida is the source of this 1199-nucleotide messenger RNA. RefSeq names its product UPF0545 protein C22orf39 homolog. The transcript has 3 exons. Bases 121 to 630 code for a protein of 169 amino acids. The record is from RefSeq and is a predicted model, not a curated record. NCBI's taxonomy places the organism in Eukaryota, Metazoa, Arthropoda, Collembola, Entomobryomorpha, Isotomidae.